AUGUCUGCACCAGCACCAGUCCCUGACGCUCCCCUCUUCGGGGCAGCCCGUACCAUUGACCGCCACGGGCUCGUCGUCAUUAUAUGGGUAUGCUUCACUGUCGCUACUCUAUUUGUUUCACUUCGACUUUUCGUCAGAUGGCACCAGAACAGACUUUUUCUAGCAGAUGACUGCUGGAUCUUCUUCGCAUGGCUAUGCACCUUGACCAUGGCAAUACUGCAGACUGAGCAGAUGGAGGCCCUGUGGUACAUGACACAUCUACAAGCCGGUCGCAUCGCAUACGAGCCUGAGGAAAUGCUGGCACAACGGCACCAGUUAGCGAAAUGGCAAUUUCCGAUUAUCAAGAUGUUUUGGAUCAUCCUUUGGUCUGUUAAAGCAAGUUUCUUGGCCAUCUUCUGGAGACUUGUGCAGCCUUUUGUCAUUAUUCGACGCACGUGGUACUUUGUCUGCUUUUUUACCGCUUCAGCAUUGCUUGUUUGCGUUAUCUGCAGUAUAUUUACAUGCAACACACCAUCAGACUACUUCCGUGGAUCCUGCGAUUCACCGAGAGAACAAUGGCGACAGAACUUCAACGUUAUCUUCUCCACCACGGUCGACGUUACCUCGGACCUCAUGAUCAUGGCCCUCCCGAUCGCCGUACUCCCCUCCCUACAACUCGACCGAAAGAAGAAGAUAGGACUUGGCAUUGUGUUCUCCCUAGGCGUCAUCAUCAUUAGCGUCGCCGUAGUCCGCAUGUCCCAAGUUAUUGUGAAGCGACAAGUCGAUCUCGUUGGACUAGCAAUCUGGGGUGCAGUCGAAACAGCCACUGCACUUGUCGUCGGUUCACUUCCAGCCCUCAAAGGCCUGCUCACUCGGAGCAUCAAGAAGUACACCAAUUCUAGAAGUGGACGAUCGGAUCCCACAGACUACAGCAGCCAGCCAUCUCACGCUAGACGAGGCGUCGGUUCGUCAAUGGCACCAAAAGACAUAACGGGCUCAGACUGCAUUCCCUUGGACGACGUUCACAGGAGUGAGCAUUACGAUGGAGGAAUAUGUGUGCACAAGACCUUUGAUCUGGCUACCGAAAUAGACGACAACUCGUCGCGGGGGGAAGAUGAGGAGCUUGCUAUCAUUCGGGGGCCUCCUGUGAAACGCUGA
Fusarium pseudograminearum CS3096 is the source of this 1137-nucleotide messenger RNA. RefSeq lists its product as uncharacterized. Lineage: Eukaryota; Fungi; Ascomycota; Sordariomycetes; Hypocreales; Nectriaceae. The record is from RefSeq and is a predicted model, not a curated record. The transcript is spliced from 2 exons. The coding region runs from base 1 to 1137 and encodes 378 amino acids.